Penicillium pulvis is the source of this 1974-nucleotide messenger RNA. RefSeq lists its product as uncharacterized. Lineage: Eukaryota; Fungi; Ascomycota; Eurotiomycetes; Eurotiales; Aspergillaceae. The record is from RefSeq and is a predicted model, not a curated record. The transcript has a single exon. Bases 1 to 1974 code for a protein of 657 amino acids.
AUGGAGUUCAUUGUUGGAACGGCCCUCGCCGGCAUCCCUAUUGUCCUCGAGGUUUAUGAUCGCUACUGGCAACUCUCAGAAGGCCUGAACACCUUCAGGCAUUCUUCAAGGGAGCUGACUAAGUUGGACACAAUCAUGAAGACGCAGAAGACUCUCUUCAGAGCGAACGUCAUCAAGUUGCUGACAUCAAUCACGAAUGAUCGUGAAAAGGCUCGGAAUCUGCUCUCUGAUAGCCACAGUGAGAAUCUGCAGAGGCUAAAGCUUCCGACCAUUGUUGACAGGGCUCGUAUUGAAUCACUGCAAGAGAUGUUCGGCAGUUGGAAUGACACACUAGAGCUUGUCCUUAAUACAGCAACAGCUAUAUGUCUUGAGGUGGAAAGCUUUGGGACAAGCAACACGCCAAAGCGAUUCCGGCUUUGCUGGAAGAAAAAUGAAGUGCAGAAUUCAAUCCAAGAGCUUCGCAGCUUCACGACCGACUUCAACGAAUUAACGAGUCGAAUUACUAGCGAGCUCGAGCAGAUUCGAAGCACCAGCCUCCCAGCCCAGGGAAUCACUAUGGGGCAGAAAAGAAGCCAUUUGAAUGGUCUUGAGAAAUAUCGCCAGAUUCGAUCCGCAUCUUCCAGGCUAUAUAAUGUUUUUGCUCUGCAAUGGUCCUGUGCGGGGCAUCAGAGGCAUGCCGCAAGUAUCUCGCUUAUUGAUAAAAGCAAAUCUAUGAAGUUGGACCAGGUGGAGGAUGGUAUCAAAUUUGAUGUCGCCAUCGAUUGUGGGGCUAAUUCGCCAACGUGUCGAGAGACCACAAUUUGGUUGGAAAUCGAGGUCACCGAUGGAAGCCGCCCAGCUACUCCUCUGUGCAAGACUGAACAUAUUGAUACCAAGCCCGACAAUGCCUGGGCUGAUGUUAUGGAGAAGAUAACCCGGCAUUCUCAGCCAAUGGUCAUCAGGCAGGUUGAAAAGGCUCAUAAGAGAGUUAUUACGAAACUCGUACCAACUAUAACCGAUCAUGUUGGUUCUGUUGCUGUGAUGAACGAUUCUAACGAUAUACCCAACAUACAAAGGACGGCAGAUGACGACCGGGAUGAAGCCACUCAUCCGGCUUCCAGUUCAACCACAACCAACAAUGCCAGCCCUUCCGACUCUAUGAUUGACCUCAAAAUGAUUGAAAAUAUUUGCUGCCACUUCCAAGUCCUAGAACCGACAUGUUCGAGCACCUGUGUCGGCUAUAUCCAGGAUGUUGGACUUCACCUUUUCUAUCUCCCGCCCCCCGAACGUCGCCCGUUAGAGCAGCAAAAGUCCUUGGCAGACAUUAUCGCUUGGACGUCAAAAGACGAGUUGUCCCGCGAUUUACCGAGAACAGCAGUAGCACACAUUGCCAGCUGUCUCGCGGUUGCCGUCCUACAAUACCACUCCACACCUUGGCUUCCUGAUAACUGGCAGAGCACUCAAGUCCACUUUUCCAAAUUUGAAGAACAUUCAGAUAAUACCGAUGAGAUCUCAUCUACGACACCAUACUUCAGGGUCGAAUUCAAGAAGCCGGACGAAGGGCGGUUCGUGACAGCAAUGGCUGCCAGCGCCACUCCCGCCACUUCUAACAGCACUGCAAAUGCUCCUGUAAAUACAUCUAUAGCCCUUGCCCGGAAUGAGCUCCUCUUUUGUUUUGGCAUCGUUCUCCUUGAGCUGGGAUACUGCCAGCUAUGGCCACAACUUCGGCAACGGGUACUUGCAACCCUGCCACCACAAAGAAACACUGACUAUCAUGCCGCUGAAAAGCUUGCCCAGACGCCGCUAUUACGCAAUCGCAUGGGGCCAAGAUUUAUAAAAAUUGUGCGCAAGUGUCUGGGAUGUGAUUUUGGCCUGGGGGAGAAUGAUCUAGCGAACGAGCAGCUUCAGGGUGUGUUCCUGGUGGAUGUGGUUAGGGAGCUACAAGGGAUAGAAAGAGGCUUGAAAGAAUUGGAACUGCACUUAGGGAAAGGGUGA